GAAUUUCUUUUGUGUUUCAUAUCUCCGUUCCUUCUAGUCAUUUAUCGAUUUCAAGACCUCUUUUUCUCUCAUUUCGACGAAUAUCGCGACCAGAACAGAUCUCCCGCUGGCAGGGAUCAAACGACGCACAAGACCCACGAGGCUCAAUCUUCACCUUUGCACGGAAACCGAGUCAUUGGAAUCCAACGACGAUAUGCCUAUCCCAGAUUAUGGCGCCGCUCCUCUCGCCAAGACUUUCGUUCUGGUGCGCGGUCUUUCACUUGUGUCAAUGAUUGCCAUCGUAGGCAUGACAGCAAAUUUCGUGUCCCAGAUCGUCAGCACGAAAGUCGAGCCUCCUCGAGAGAUCGUUGGAACACUUACGAUUACCUGCAUGGCAGCCCUCUACUGCCUCAUCUCCAUCCCGUUCUUCUACGCUCAAGCCAACCUCGGUCUCCUCAUCAUGACGGGAAUAGACUUCUUGCUCCUCCUGGCCUUCAUCAUAGUCUCCGUCGUUCUCGGCAAGCCACUCUCAUUCUUGAACUGCAUGAUCAUCGAGAACAAGAACGCAGCAGCAAAUGCUCAGUCAGCAGCGGCUUUCACGCAAGCGCUUGCAAGCAACCUUGGCAAAGCUGGUUCGACUCUGGGACUUGGCAAUUGGGCUGGAAGUACCAGGACGAAUUGCUUGGAGACAAAGGCGAUAUGGGGGUUGUGCAUCUCUUUGGCAAUUUUGUUCUCGUGCUCCACGAUCAUUUUGCCUACGCUUUGGAUGAAGAUGAGGAAGAUGGGUGGUGGAGGAAAGUCUGAUGUAUGAAUAUGACUUCGGAUGGAAUCGAUCGCAGGGCUCUAGAGCUCAUCACGUUGUGUAGAGGACGAGAAUAAUGCAUCGCGAGUUGGCGUUGGGGUUUUGGAUGCCUGGCAGUGCCGGCGAAGUAAUGUCUUUUUCGGGAAUUAGAGCAUACUAUUAGACAGAGUGGACAAUGGGCAUGAAGCAUUGUCACCACAAGAAGUCCAUCAUCCGCUUGAACCGGCAGUGAAGUCCGCUGAAGUCGAAGUUGCAUAAUAUCCAUAUACAAAAAUGUUGAGCCACAUC
Pseudocercospora fijiensis CIRAD86 is the source of this 1069-nucleotide messenger RNA. RefSeq lists its product as uncharacterized. The coding region runs from base 194 to 790 and encodes 198 amino acids. The record is from RefSeq and is a predicted model, not a curated record. The transcript is spliced from 2 exons. NCBI's taxonomy places the organism in Eukaryota, Fungi, Ascomycota, Dothideomycetes, Mycosphaerellales, Mycosphaerellaceae.